UAUAGUUAGAGAUGCUGCAGUUAAGCACAGUUACAGAUUGUCUGCUGAUCAGUAAUGCCAGGUCAGCCUGUAGCAAUGAACUUAUCCAGAAGGAGGAGGUCACUCUUUGUAUUAAUGUUUCCAAGCAGCAACCCUUUCCCUCUAUUCGGGUAAGCACUUUGCGUGUACCUGUAUAUGAUGACCCUCAAGAAGACCUGUACAAGUAUUUUGACUGCUGCGCAGAUGCCAUAGCCAAUGAGGCUGAACGGGGAGGCCGCACUGUUGUGUACUGCAAGAAUGGACACAGUCGCUCAGCUACUGUCUGUGUGGCCUAUCUAAUGAAGCACCAGGGUCUCACCUUGACUGAUGCCUUCCAGGUAGUAAAAAGUGCCCGAUCAGUAGUUGAGCCUAACCCAGGAUUCUGGACUCAACUGGAGCGAUAUGAACAGGAUCUGAAGAUUAGGAGGUCGGCCAGCCACAGCUUUAACCUCUCUCCACUUUAAAUUCAUACCUACAUUUUCUGAUAUGACAUUCUCAAACUUCAGGGCUUUAUA
Messenger RNA from Carassius carassius (crucian carp), 533 nucleotides. It is a transcript of the gene dusp28, whose product is annotated as dual specificity phosphatase 28. The coding region runs from base 12 to 482 and encodes 156 amino acids. Gene Ontology annotation, biological process: protein dephosphorylation. NCBI's taxonomy places the organism in Eukaryota, Metazoa, Chordata, Actinopteri, Cypriniformes, Cyprinidae. The record is from RefSeq and is a predicted model, not a curated record. The transcript has 2 exons. Gene Ontology annotation, molecular function: MAP kinase tyrosine/serine/threonine phosphatase activity. Gene Ontology annotation, cellular component: cytoplasm.